Molecule: messenger RNA, 1745 nt
Organism: Chara braunii
Lineage: Eukaryota; Viridiplantae; Streptophyta; Charophyceae; Charales; Characeae
Source: the annotation of a GenBank genome assembly
CACGACACUUGCCACGUCGCCAGCUCCCGCGCCACUAUCUGCCACGUCCGCACUUGCAACUUCAGCAACUCGCCUGCACUGACUCUCCAACAUCACCACUGUCAUGGCACGGGAGCAACGGGCCCCGUUCUGGGAGGACAUGACCUACAACAGGGACCACGUCGUGUGGACUUGGGUCACUCUUGGCCAGAUGCUAUCGGGCAAUGCUCGUGGGUCGAGAAGACUGCGAUGCAAACUCUGCAACAAGGAGUACUCCGGGAAUCGGAAGCGUGCGUGGGAGCACUUCAUUCUGGCGAGGGCGUCUGCCAGGUGUCCAUAUUCAAACCUAUCCAUUUGGAGGAGGCUGCAUGGCAUAGGUGUACAGUUGCCACCAGACCUGCAUGAGAGGGUGCAGCGAGUGUUGGAGAUGGAGAAGAGUGACGAGGAGGACACUCCUGUUCUGGGUGGAGGAGAAGGGGGUGAAGGUGGGAUUGAUGAGGAUCCCGGGGAGGCACUUGGCGGGGACACCGGGGAGGUUGACAUCGCUGAGGAUGAGGGGACGAGGGGUGUUGUGACAGGUGGCCUUGCUACUGCAGGGAGGGCUGGUUCCUCGCAGGCCGUGUUGCAGGGGGCGCGCACACGUGGCCCGGUGAAGCAGAUGAGCAUCAGGAGGUUUGCGAAGAACCCGAGGCAGGAGGACAUGGAUGACUCCUGCUGCGAGUUCUUCUGGGGGGUGGAGAAGAUCACGGCGAUAGGCACUGAUUCUUUCGCCGAGAAUUUGAGUGUCGCGAGGAUGUUGAGCGAGGACCCCGAGUUCAGACAGAUCUAUUGGAUCCCUUGCACAGCUCAUUGCAUGGACCUCCUCAUGCACGAUAUAGGCAAGAAGGAGUGGGCGGAUGACAUCAUCACCAAGGCCAACAAAGUAGUGAACUUCUUCCGGGUUCACAGAUGGCCUCGGUCUCAGUUGAGGACACAACUGUUGAAGUACCCCGACUUGAAUUGCACCUGCCUCCUUCGGCCUUCUCAGACAAGGUUCGGGACGAACUAUGUGAUGCUGCAGCGACUUGAGGUGUGUGAGAGGGUCAUUGUGCGUAUCGUCACUGGAUACGGCUGGGAGACCAUGUUGUGGCGAGGGGAUAUCAGGGCGAAAGCCGACUUCGUGGAGGAAACAGUUCUUGACAAAGCAUUUUGGGUUGAGGUCAAGAAGCUGACUGUCGUCAUGAAGAGGCCUUAUAAUGUGUUGCGAGAGGUGGACAAAAAUGUUCACUGCUUGUCACGCAUCACAUUCUAUGAUUUGGUGUGUCGGUUGCCCGACUUUGUUCGCUCGACCCCCCUCACCGCGGACCAGCGAGAAGACUUUAUGAGGGAUGUCGGCAACAGGACCGACAUGUUGCUCAUCCCCAUCCACGCCGUUGCUCGGCUGCUGAAUCCUAUGUUGAGGGACAUUACUGUUUUUAGUAAUGUCGACCGCAUGGCACAGUUCGAGAGCGUUGUGGAGCGGCUCAUCGGGAAGAAGGGGAGCUCGAGAUUUGACGACUGCAUGGACCAGUUAUACGAGUUCCAGUUUGGGAGAGGAGUCUUCGACUCUUCAGCACCCCGCAGGCAAAGAAACGGGUUGAGAAGGACAAUGYGGUGCUGUGGUGGGAGGCGCAUGGUGCAGGCCAUCCAGAGAUCCGGGAGUUGGCGCUGAAGGUGCUUUCCAUUUAGACGACUUCCUCUCCGGCUGAGAGGAACUGGAGCACUUGGGUUCUAGUGCAGACAAAGUC